UAUGGAGUCUAUUAAAGCUAAGUUUGAAGCCAAGUCUAAGUCAAAGAAGACCCAGAUUAAACUCAUGCUGUCAGCAUUGAAGAGAAGAGCUUAUAGGAAAAGCAAGUUUGUCAAGGUUAAUAGAAGAAAUAAGCUGAAUAUCUGAGAUUUUAAGAGCCUUGCUUUCUCAAUCAAGAGAAAGAAGGUUGCUCGAAAUAGAAGAAAUCGAGGUUGAUUCUCACAAAAUCAAACUUCAAGAAGAACAAGGAUUAUAAAUAACAAGGAAAUUAGUAAAUUCAGAAUGGGACCAAAGAGCCCUAUUCCUACAACAACUCGUAGAAUGCAGCUUAAACCAUUUAACUCAGACAUGGGCCAUCAGAAUGAGAGAUACGUUACCAUAAUAAAGAAGGCUCAAAAGGCCUUCAGAAAUAGUUCCAGAGGGCUUGAGUCACCCAAAAUUCUUCAGAAAUUCCUAUCUACUCAAGAAUCUUUCAACUCACAAGGCAAGCUUUUAGACUUUUUAUAUUUUGCCUUUAUUUUCUAAAACUUAUGUAUCAGAGUAGUAACCAGAGCUUUACCUCCCAAUGUGAAGAAGACAACAGAUCUCUGGAUGAAGCUAAAAACUAUGAGACUGGGCAGUUUAAUAGGCUUAGAA
This is a messenger RNA of Moneuplotes crassus, 634 nucleotides long. The record is from the annotation of a GenBank genome assembly. NCBI's taxonomy places the organism in Eukaryota, Ciliophora, Spirotrichea, Euplotida, Euplotidae.